This is a messenger RNA of Rhipicephalus sanguineus (brown dog tick), 1272 nucleotides long. RefSeq names its product tripeptidyl-peptidase 2-like. NCBI's taxonomy places the organism in Eukaryota, Metazoa, Arthropoda, Arachnida, Ixodida, Ixodidae. The record is from RefSeq and is a predicted model, not a curated record. The transcript is spliced from 8 exons. Bases 1 to 1212 code for a protein of 403 amino acids.
AUGCAGUACUCGACCAAGCUGGAGAAGGGGGACUAUGUGCUGCGGGUGCAUGUGCGACACGAGCAGAGUGCCCUGGUUGAGCGACUCUCGGAUAUGCCACUGGAGCUGUCGCACAAGCUGCCCAGUGCCAUUGCCCUGGAUGCCUACCGCUCCCAGGGGCAGGCCAUGAUCGCCUCGGCCAAGAAGUUCGCGCCCCUCAUGACUCGACCUGGUGCGCAGGUGCCCGUCUACCUGGCUCCCCUGCCCUGCGACAAGCUCCCCAAAGGAUCCAGUGCAGGACAUUUCCUCACAGGCACACUCUCUGUCACCAAGGAUGAGCAGGGCAAGAAAGUGGCGCUGUUCCCACUGGUGUACCACAUUGGGGAGAUGCCCAAAAAGAACUCAUGUGCAUCUUCGUCGGCUAAAAACUCAUCUGAAGAAAAGGACCUUGACCAAGAGUUCCAUGAUGCUCUAAGGGACCUCAGCAUCACCUGGCUCACCAAGCUGCAAGGAAAGUCUGCAACCAGCCUCUUCGAAGACCUGAAGGAGAAGAAUGCCAAGCAUGUGCCACUGUUGCUUGCACGGAUCCAGUCACUCGACACUGACAAGGAGCGCAGCCGCUACCUUUCGGAUAUUGUGGCCCUGGCAGAUGAAGCCUUGGCAGCCAUCGACACACUUGAGCUGCUGGCUGCACUGGGAACACGCACCGACAAGAAGGACAACAACAACAACAAGCAGCAGGAGAAGCAGAAGGCGCAAACGGUGGAGGCUCUGACGCGCAAGGGUGCUGCCCUGUGCGAGAUCUUCCUCAUGCGACAGGAGGCUGGCCGAGGCUCCGGUGAUGGACAGCCUGCCAGCCCCCCCCCUGCUGGGUCGCCUCAGCCAGCCACUGACAGUGCCAGCUCAGAUGCACCACCGUCCACCGCAGCAGUCACCACGACAGAUGACCAAGGCCCUACAGUGGCCGACCUCAACCGUGUCUACGCAGAACUGCUCAAGUGGGCUGACCCUAGCGACCCCAAGGUGGCGCCAUUUGUGGAGAAGCAUGCCCUUGCGCUGGGUCACCAUGGUCGGGCAGCUCGGGUCUUGUUGCGCCUUCUCGAGGACAAACCAAGCCAGGAUCUCGAGCGUCGCCUGCUGCAGGUGUACCACUUGCUAGGAUGGGAGCACUGUAGUCGACAUCUGGAGCGCAGCUUGCUGGUCCGCUACCCGCCAUCCUACAGACUCUUCUGAACUCCUCUUCCCUUUUUCUGUUGUCUCGUGGCACAUUCAAGCGAAUUAAAAAUGACGAAA